CAUUUUCAGGAUCAUGGAGCGAAAACUGGAUCUGUCUCGUCUGUCGGACGAAGAAGCAAAACACGUCUGGGAGGUGAUUCAACGAGACUUUAACCUUCGGAAAAAGGAGGAGGACCGACUCGGCGACUUGAAGACUCAGAUCGAGAAGGAGGACACGAAGCGAGAGCUGCUGGGCUCUCAGAGUCCUCUGUCCGACUCCAUGUGCAUCAGGUGUCUUCAGCCCUUCAAGUUCCUGGUGAACAGCAAACGUCAAUGUCUGGACUGCAACAUGUUCACCUGCAAGUCCUGCAGCCGCUACAACAAGAAGGAGCACGGCUGGGUGUGUGACAACUGCCGCAUGACCAGGGUGUUGAAGAUCGGCACUGUGGGUUGGUACCAUGACAACGUCAGGAACCGAUUCAAGCGCUUCGGCAGCGCGAAGGUCAUGAGGUCGUUGUACAAGAGGCUGAACGGGGACGGUGGACGUGAUGAUGACACGCAGAGUAUGCCUGACGUCCGUAACUACAUGUGCAACGUUAACGAGGACGACCACGGCGAGUCCGAGGCUCAGCGCUACAAAGCGAUGAGGAAAAGUAAACGUCUGCUGUCUGUUCAUCCACUGGACUUCGACUCCGAGGAAUAUUACCCUCAUUCACGACGAACAUCUGUGCAGCAGAUGCAUGAAGAUCGAUUUUACAGAAAUGACGCUGAUUAUGAGACGUACAAUCACCGUGGCAACCGCAGGAAGAGUCUGGACCGGUACGCCAUGAGGCCGGAGGACAGCGUGGAGAACCGGAUGGUGAGAACUCGCUCUCUGUCCAAGAUCAGCUCGUCGGUUGCUAGGCAACAGUACGUUGAUACCUCCGAUGAGGAUGAGUACCCGCGGUACCCCCCCCCCAUGUACCAGCAGCCCCCCCACCGCCGCAAGAACAGCCGGGCGUCGCCUCAGGAGAACCUGGGACAAGCCCCGCCUAUCAACGAGCUGAGCAAACGCAUGUCGGCCAUCGAGAGCCUGCUGAGUCGUCUGGAGGAGAAGAUGACGCCCGGCGACGAGGCGUCGACUCCGUCCAAUCACAACGAGGAGGAGAAGCUGCGCAGGAAGUUGAGCGAGUUGGCGGGAAACCUGAGCGAUAAGGGCGUGUCCUCGGACGACGAGAAGAAGCCCCUCCCUCUGGGUAAAGGUGCAGCCGGCGGCCGCGGCGCUGCCGCGACCCUGAGUUCCCUGAAGGUCAAAGAACUGAGCUCGUCCAGUGACGAGGUCCCGACCGAGGCUCAGAAGAGAUCAACUGCCGCCGCCCUCUGUGACCUCACCACUGAGGUCCUGAGAACCAUUAAUGCCACAGAAAACGCAAUGGUCGCGUACGGCCUCUCAGAGCCGACCGACAGAUCCCACUUAGUAGGGACUGAUGUAAAGCAAGCAGAUGAUGCUUUCAGGGAACUUGAGGAAAAUGUGUACAUCACCGCGGGUCAGUCGUACGAACUGGAGACAAAACUUCGGAAACUGGAGCAGAGCGCCAAAAAUCAUUUUGGAGGGACGACGGACUCUGAGCUGUCGGAGCUGGAGGACGUGGUGGCGCUCACGGCCGCCAGAGUCCAGGGCGCCGAGAGCGAGGUGUCUGAUAUCGAGAGUAAAAUCGCGGCUUUGAGCGCCGCAGGUUCCAAGAAGAAGACUCCAGGAUCUCAUCAGAGGAAAAGAUCCACUCAGGAUCUGUCCAAAACUAACGGAGCUCAGUGGAGAUCCAACAACGUUUACUGAACCUGAGAACACAAGAUCCAGAGAACGAAAGAACCGGAGAACCUGAGAACACAAGAACCAGAGAACACUUGAACCUGAGAACCUGAGAACAUAAGAACCAGAGAACCAGAGAACAAGAGAACCAGUGGACACAAGAACCAGAGAACACAAGAACCAGAGAACACAAGAACCUGAGAACUUGAGAACUUAAGAACCAGAGAACCAGAGAACCAGAGAACCAGUGAACACAAGAACCAGAGAACACAAGAACCAGAGAACACAAGAACCUGAGAACAUAAGAACCAGAGAACCAGUGAACACAAGAACCAGAGAACACAAGAACCAGAGAACACAAGAACCUGAGAACCUGAGAACACAAGAACCAGAGAACACAAGAACCAGACAACACAAUAACCUGAGAACCUGAGAACACAAGAACCUGAAACACAAGAACCAGAGAACACAAGAACCUGAGAACCUGAGAACAUAAGAACCAGAGAUCCAGUGAACACAAGAACCUGAGAACACAAGAACCAGAGAACAUAAGAACCUGAGAACACAAGAACCAGAGAACACAAGAACCUGAGAACCUGAGAACACAAGAACCAGAGAACCAGUGAACACAAGAACAAGAGAACCAGUGAACACAAGAACCAGAGAACACAAGAACCAGGGAACACAAGAACCAGAGAACACAAGAACCAGAGAACACAAGAACCUGCGAACACAAGAACCUGCGAACACAAGAACCAGAGAACACAACAACCUGAGAACACAAGAACCUGAGAACACAAGAACCUGAGAACAAAAGAACCAGAGAACACAAGAACCAGAGAACACAAGAACCUGAGAACACAAGAACUUGACAACACAAGAACCAGAGAACACAAGAACCAAAGAACCGUAAAACCCUAAAACUAGAGUCAGAGAACGACGAAACAGAAAAAAGGUGUAAAGGUCAAGGAGAUGCUGAGGUCAACAUGGGUCUUUAAAGAUGUAAACAUCUUAGAGGGCGGAGCUUCAUCAAGUCUAAACAGAAUUUAACGUUUCAAAAAUGUAUAACAAUUACAAAAGUAAAAAUGUUAUGUGUCAAUAUUUUUUAUCCUCAAACUAACAAACAAACAGACACAUUUAGUUUAUAUAUUAAUGCUAUGCAGUCAAAUAUAUGGUUGAUUUCUUAUGUGUCAAUUACAAAAUAAAAUAAUAAAAUACAAACCCACGUCCUUAGAACUACAGAGUUAAACAUUUGUUACGUUAUGUAACAUAUUUGAAAUUAAAAACGUAGUGAGAUAAAGAAAUAAGUAUUAAAAUAAAAACGUUUUAAAGAAUAAAUUCAUCAUUUAUUCUUUCACAGGCCUGAAAAUAUAUAUUGAGAAAAUAAAAUAAUAGAUGUUAAAACCAUAUAAAUAAAAUCAAAACACAUUCACAGAUUAAUCAGCUGGUGAUUUUUUUUUUUUAAAUGUUGCUUUACUUAAAUAGCUUAAGUAAAUCAAUAUUAUCAAUCUGUUUGUGGAAAAGUCGAGAAGUAAAAUUUAUUGAAUGAUGUCAAAUCAAUGUGAGUAAAAACGAAUUAAUAACGGUUUUCUCUCGUUUCCAUUUGUUGAAUAAAUCACUGAUCCAUCGCCAGCUGAUUGGAUUUUAUUGCUCAUUCUAAGAACAUUUAGACGUUUAGUUUCUCACUUAUUGAUUUCAGAUUGUUGACCUCAAUGUUCUGAUCAAUAAACUAUGAAACUCUU
Platichthys flesus (European flounder) is the source of this 3450-nucleotide messenger RNA. It is a transcript of the gene mlpha, whose product is annotated as melanophilin a. The coding region runs from base 14 to 1735 and encodes 573 amino acids. Gene Ontology annotation, cellular component: cortical actin cytoskeleton. Gene Ontology annotation, biological process: intracellular protein transport. The transcript is spliced from 15 exons. Lineage: Eukaryota; Metazoa; Chordata; Actinopteri; Pleuronectiformes; Pleuronectidae. The record is from RefSeq and is a predicted model, not a curated record. Gene Ontology annotation, molecular function: myosin binding; actin binding; small GTPase binding.